This is a messenger RNA of Phalaenopsis equestris, 927 nucleotides long. Its product is annotated as myb-related protein 308-like. The record is from RefSeq and is a predicted model, not a curated record. Lineage: Eukaryota; Viridiplantae; Streptophyta; Magnoliopsida; Asparagales; Orchidaceae. The coding region runs from base 10 to 927 and encodes 305 amino acids. The transcript has 3 exons.
GAGAGAGAGAUGGGAAGGACUCCAUGCUGCACGAAGGUGGGGCUACACCAAGGGCCAUGGACAUCACGAGAGGAUGCUUUGCUCACCAGCUAUAUUAAGAACAAUGGUGUAGGCAAUUGGAAAUCACUCCCUAAAAGGGCAGUAUAUGGUUCGAUAAAGGCAAUAAGCUUAACAGUAGUGCUAAUGGUGACAUGUAUUAAACCUACAGAACUAAUCAAUUCCUGUCAAUCAUUUAAAUCUAGGAGCAUACCAACAAGUGGACUACUUAGGUGUGGAAAGAGUUGCAGAUUAAGAUGGAUGAACUAUAUUAGACCCGACAUUAAGCGUGGAAACAUCAGCCCUGAAGAAGAAGAUCUCAUCAUCCGCCUUCAUACUUUGCUAGGAAAUCGUUGGUCUCUCAUCGCCGGCCGUCUUCCCGGCCGCACCGAUAACGAGAUCAAGAACUACUGGAAUACCCAUCUCAGCAAGAAGCUUAAGAAUGAAGGCUUUGUCAUAAGAGAAACAAUCUCAAGACGACUUAAAUCUUCGCAAAAUCACAACUUCAUGAAGAUGACGAAUAAUAAUAAUAAUAACAACAAAAUCAAUGAAAAGAAACCUACUGAUGAGAAAGCUACAAUGAGUAAAAUCUAUGCACCAAAGCCUACUAGAAUUGAACCACGGUAUAGCAACUAUGUCAUGAGUAUUGUGACAGAAAGCAAUGAAGAAACUCAAGGCACUGAUGGAAGAUUGGAUGGUGGGGAUGAGAUCAGCAGUGGAGAUUAUCAAAAUAUUAUAUAUGGUUCUGACAAUGGAGAAGAAGCUAAUUUUGUUGAUGUGAAUCAUUACUUGGGUUCGGAUUUGGAUUUAGUAAAUGGUGAUUUAUUCUUGCAAGAUCAUGAAGUGCUUGAUAGAGUAUACCAAGAGUACUUGGAGCUCUUGAAUGUGUAA